Molecule: messenger RNA, 854 nt
Organism: Cicer arietinum (chickpea)
Lineage: Eukaryota; Viridiplantae; Streptophyta; Magnoliopsida; Fabales; Fabaceae
Product: organelle RRM domain-containing protein 2, mitochondrial
Biological process (GO): cytidine to uridine editing; chloroplast mRNA modification
Cellular component (GO): chloroplast
Molecular function (GO): RNA binding
Source: RefSeq, a predicted model, not a curated record
AAUUUAAUAUCUCAUUUUUGAAGGCCCAAUUUAUAGCCCAUAUAAACAACAACGUUACUGUUUGUCUCAGUUUUGGUUGCAUUGCAGAGGAAAAAUGGUUACUCUUUCUUCUGCUACUUCUAUGGCUAACAUUGUUAUUGGAAUAGCUUCUCUUCCUCUACCUUCAUUACCCUCAACAAAUUCAAACUCUUACACUCUCAACCAUAAAAUUAAGACCCAAAAACAUAAUCUUUAUCUGAAUUUUUCAGAAACCAACAACACAACAACCUUAUUUCCUUCUACCUUAUCAUCAUCAUCGUCAUCACUUAGAAACAAAAGUAGUUGUUCUGUGUUGGCUUGUCUCCCUUCAUCUUCUAGUUCUCCUUCAACUAAGCUAUAUGUUAGUGGGCUAUCAUUUCGAACAACUGAAGAGAGCUUGCGAAAUGCAUUUAAGAAUUUCGGUCAACUUGUAGAAGUCAAUCUGGUGAUGGAUAAAGUUGCGAAUAGACCAAGAGGGUUCGGUUUCCUUCGUUAUGAAACGGAAGAGGAAUCGAAGAAGGCUAUUGAGGGUAUGCAUGGAAAGUUCUUGGAUGGUAGGGUCAUAUUUGUGGAAGUUGCCAAACCAAGAUCAAAGAUACAGCAGAGAUUCAACCAAAACACUUUGUAGUAAUAAUGAAGUUCCAUACUACAUUUUAUAUAUUCAUCUUGUCAAUGUAAUAUGCAGAAUACAGUAGAAUUUGUCUUAAUACUUUCUGCAUUGUACUCUGAUACUAUAUAUGAUGGUUCUUUCCAUAUGAUAGUAACAUUGUUCUUAUUAAAUUAUUAUUAGGAAACAUAAUGUAUAAUAGAAGUGGACUACAAUCUUUUGGUUCCAA